ACUAGUGAUCAAUACAGAUUUAUAACUUAAAAAUGCAAGGACGGGCCUCAUCAAUGGGGACGUACAAAGGGAAACAACUACAAGUAAAACAGCUGAGGACGAUCUAUCAAUAUUACAGUCACGCCAGACAGCUGAGAUAAUGUCACCAAGAUGUUGGGCGUGUUUUUCGGCCAGGAGUAACGUUCUAAACAAAGCAGUUCGCUAUCAUAUAUCUAUACUGAGAAAACAGUUGGCCAGAAAUAAUAGCAAUACUACUGCGGACCCACUUAAGGGGCCUUUGCACGGGACAAGAGUGCUCGAUUUAAGCAGGGUAUUGGCAGGUCCCUAUUGUUCAAUGAUACUGGGUGAUCUUGGGGCUGAUGUGAUCAAAAUAGAAAAUCCAGACGGUGGCGACGAUACGAGGUCCUGGGGUCCGCCAUUUUGUGGAUCCGAGAGUGCAUAUUUCCUAUCAGUCAACAGAAACAAACGGAGCGUGUGUGUGAACAUAAAAGAAAAAGAAGGCCAAGACGUGGUUGUAGAGUUAGCGAAGAAAAGCGACGUGCUGCUGGAAAACUACAUACCUGGAAAAUUGUCAGAACUUAAUCUUGGGUAUGAACACCUGUCUAAGGUAGCUCCGCACCUUAUAUACUGCUCAGUUACAGGCUAUGGGCAGACAGGACCAGACGCGAAAAGGGCUGGUUAUGACGUCAUAGUUGCAGCAACCGGUGGAUUAACACAUAUCACAGGCCCAGAGGAUGGAGAGCCUUGCAAAGUGGGUGUUGCGAUGACAGACUUAUCAACGGGUUUAUACGCAUAUGGAUCAAUAUUGGCAGCUCUUUUACAUCGUGCAAAAACAGGGCGUGGUCAGCACAUUGACUGCAACCUGUUAUCAACUCAGGUAGCCUCACUAGUCAAUAUUGCCAGCAAUUAUUUGAAUGCGGACAUGGAGGCCAAGAGACGUGGAACAUCUCAUCCAAGUAUUGUUCCGUAUCAGGCAUUUAAGAGCGCUGAUGGUUACGUUAUGGCAGGGGCUGGCAACGAUAAACAAUUUCAAAUUCUUUGCAAGUGUAUGGGUUUACCUGAUGUUGGUGAGAGCCCAGACUAUGCAACAAACAGACAGAGGGUUCAUAACAGAAAAACACUUCUGGACAUAUUGGGCAAAAGAUUCAAAUUAAAGACUACGUCCGACUGGCUAGAGGUACUGAAGGAUUCUGGGAUACCAUAUGGGCCAAUCAACAAUAUGCAACAAGUGUUCUCUGAUCCUCAGGUCGUUCACAACAAAAUGAUACAGGGCAUGAAGCAUCCUACAGCUGGGGAUAUACGAGUAGCAGGACCUGCAGUGAGUUUUAGUGAGACGCCCACAGUAUUAAACAACGUUCCACCAUUACUAGGGGAACACACUAGACCAGUAUUAAAAGAUGUGCUCGAGAUGUCAGACAAUUGUAUAGACAGUCUAAUAAGAAAAGGAAUAGUGAAAUGACACAAGAGUUGUUUUAUUUCGUUGAUUUAACUGUCAAUGCGAGUGAAUCUAUAUCGUUUUUGUUCUUUCCUUACUCUUGUCAGUGACUGCUGUUUAACCUUUACCCUGCUAAAUUUCUAAAAUGGACUGGUCCAUCAUUCAAUUUGAGCAGCCCCAUUUAUUAUUCAAAUAGGUGUUCACUGAAAAUUUACUGACUGAAUAGCAAACAGUGUACACCAAGGUCAGGCAUAGGCAGAAUCACUUGCCACCAGCAGGCUAUACAAUAUACCAAGAAUUCAACUUUGCUAAAUCUUAAUGCAUUUUAGUUCAUUUGUAUUUUAAUCAGACUGAGAAAAUUGUUUUGGAACAGUAUUGUACACUUUAUCCAAGUAUUAUGUUAUUACAUGCUUUCAGUAAA
This is a messenger RNA of Mercenaria mercenaria, 1856 nucleotides long. Its product is annotated as succinate--hydroxymethylglutarate CoA-transferase-like. The record is from RefSeq and is a predicted model, not a curated record. The coding region runs from base 140 to 1459 and encodes 439 amino acids. Lineage: Eukaryota; Metazoa; Mollusca; Bivalvia; Venerida; Veneridae. Gene Ontology annotation, molecular function: catalytic activity. The transcript has 15 exons.